AUGAGCGAAAUAUUGAACGAGGUCUUGGGGACUUUAAAAUUGUCAAACACAUGCAGCCUGUCUGUGGGAGAGUUCUCAAUUCAGCUGGUUUCUAAGACCACAAAGCUUACAGCCAUAACUGUGUGCGACUGCAGCGCAACAGGGUCUGCAGUCCCAAGAGUGUACUCAACUGAAAUAUUAAUGGCUGCUAUUUCUGACUCUUGCUCCAUCGAAGAAGUAGAGGGCUCUCUUAAGUUCACGCAUGACACAGACAAGUACACCCUUGUGAAUACAAUACAGCCUCUUUUGUUAGACUUUUUUACGUACGAAAUUCCAGACGAAUGGAACACAAAGGUCAUUGUGGAGACAGAGGUUUUUAAAAGGUUUGUUAAUUUGCAGGCAGACAUAGAAACAUCUAUCUACCUGUCAAACGGCAUUCUGUACUUUUGUGCUGAAAACUCGAGCAGCACAGAUGUGGUGCAGAUCAGCGCUCUCGAUAUUCUCCUGGAAGGAACGGAUAAAGUAACCGUUUAUUUCUCAUCCCUGAGAUACUUGAACAAUCUACUGGGCCUCUGCGAAAAGGUCUCUAUCAUGUACACAAAAGAAUACUUUUCCGUGGUUUUGAUGUUUAAAGAUGACGUAGCCCAUCAUAGAGUCAUAUUCAACGGGAUUGCAUAG
Molecule: messenger RNA, 657 nt
Organism: Nematocida minor
Lineage: Eukaryota; Fungi; Microsporidia
Exons: 1
Coding region: 1-657 (218 amino acids)
Source: RefSeq, a predicted model, not a curated record